AUGACAGCGGCCGACCUGGCACUUUUGAAGUCGUGGCUCGAGGAGCUGUCACCGGCCCAACUCUGGACCCUGGACGACGCUUUCGUUCCUUGGCUACCGCCGCUGCAAAACAGCACGCGUCGUCGUGCUGUCAGCGACAUCAUUCGCGCUUUAAAACGCAUUGAUGCCCCGAGACAACGGCUGCAGUACCUCGCUUGGCUACACUGCUGGUUGCUGCCGCGCAGAAGUAUUCGGCCGUGGUACGCUAUUCGCUUCCAGAAAGCUGAGGUUCUCUCCGACUUUCGCCGGGUGCUUUCACGCACGGCGUCGGUGCUGCGCUUUGACGGUUGCGAGGUGACGCUAACGUGGACCCUGGACGAGGGCACCGUCUUCGCGUGCCUGCUCGUAGAGAGGCUGCAGAGCCUGUCUCCCGACCACGAGGCGUACUACGUGGCCCUGUGGCCCGGGCUGCCGCUCGUGACCAUGUUUGCCCCGGAGCAACGCUCAGUGCGCCGCUUGCGACUGGCUUUACACAGGGCGACGGUAGGAGCACCGAUGCAGGAACUGGACGUGCCGAACGGGGACCUCGAGGUGGUCUUCCACGCCUGCUGCUCGUCGCACUUGAUGAUACAGAUUGAACCGGGUACACUCGAAGUUCCAGUGGUGAGAAAAGAAGACCCAGGCAGCCUAAAAACCUUGGACGAAGAAUCUAAACGACGUCUUGAUCAUUGGAACGCUGCUCUUGCUGCGUUAGGGCCCUCCCUGAAACCUGCCGACACUUUCUAUACGCUUACUAAUGGCAAAGGGAUCUGGGUGACCUUCGAAGGUCCCAACCUGCUUGACAAGCUGCACAAUUUUUAUAUGCGUGGUUUUGAUGGUAUCAUCAGCAUGGCCAUGCUGCCAGCUUUCUUCGGAAAGGACCAUCACAUCGUCGGGAGUGACACUUCUAGUGAUUCAAAUUAAGUAUAUAUCGGCAUUCAGUAAGCUCUUCAACUGUACUGUUACCUCACUCGGUGGCCACUCCACAAGUUCAUGCACUAAAGCUUUUUAUCACCCAUCUCAUCAGUACAUGAAUGAUUACAGGAUUUGGGGCUGAUAAUAUUGCCACUUAAAUGUCACAAUG
Molecule: messenger RNA, 1102 nt
Organism: Rhipicephalus sanguineus (brown dog tick)
Lineage: Eukaryota; Metazoa; Arthropoda; Arachnida; Ixodida; Ixodidae
Exons: 2
Coding region: 1-942 (313 amino acids)
Source: RefSeq, a predicted model, not a curated record